Molecule: messenger RNA, 1098 nt
Organism: Penicillium cosmopolitanum
Lineage: Eukaryota; Fungi; Ascomycota; Eurotiomycetes; Eurotiales; Aspergillaceae
Product: alkene reductase
Exons: 1
Coding region: 1-1098 (365 amino acids)
Molecular function (GO): FMN binding; NADPH dehydrogenase activity
Source: RefSeq, a predicted model, not a curated record
AUGGCUGCUCUCACCUCUCCGAUCCGGAUCGGCAACCUCGAUCUCAAACACCGCGUCAUCUUAGCGCCAUUGACACGCUGUCGCGCCAACGACGAUCAUGUACCUCUUGACAUGGUUCGCGAAUAUUAUGCUCAACGUGCUUCGGUUCCUGGCACCCUCCUAGUCAGCGAGGGGACAUUCAUUUCUGCACGCGCAGGUGGAAUGGAAGGUGUACCUGGAAUUUGGAGCGAGGCACAAAUCAAGCAAUGGAAGACUAUUACCGAUGCGGUGCACAGUAAGGGCAGUUACAUUUUCUGUCAACUGUGGGCGCUAGGACGCGCUGGAUCUUCGGAUAUCCUCGCUAAAACCGGCAAUGAUGUUAUUUCAAGUGGAAAUAUCCCCAUGUCGGACGAAGGCUCCGUACCUCGGCCACUUAGCGAAGAGGAAAUUCAAGCGUGGAUUCAGGAUUAUGUGCGCGCCGCGAAGAACGCCAUAUCUGCCGGAUUCGAUGGCGUGGAGAUCCACGGCGCGAACGGUUAUCUCCCAGACCAGUUCACUCAGGACACAGCCAACAACCGCACCGACCGAUAUGGUGGUAGCGUCGAGAACCGAUCCCGUUUUGGUCUGGAAGUUGCUAAAGCCGUGUCUGCUGGUAUUGGCGCCCAAAGAACUGGAUACCGUGUCAGCCCGUGGAGCACUUUCCAAGGCAUGCGUAUGAAGAACUUCUCGCAACAAUUCAGCCACCUUAUCAGUGGUCUUAGCCAGCUCCAGCUGGCUUAUCUCCACGCCGUACAGCCCAGAAUCUCAGGCGGUCGCGAUAUCGAAGAUUCCAUCGAGGCAGACGAUUCAUUCUUGUUCGAGGCAUUUGGAACUACAGGAACUAUCAUCCUGGCAGGCGGCUUUACGGCGGAAUCGGCUGAGAAGAGAAUCAAAAAACAGCCCAACCAUUCGGUGGCUAUCGCUUUUGGACGCCACUUUCUGGCCAAUCCUGAUCUGCCCUUCCGGUUCUCCAAGGUCCUUGCUUUGAACAAGUACGAAAGAGCAACCUUUUACAUCCGGAACUCGGCCACGGGAUACGUGGACUACCCCUUCAGCCAAGAGUUUUUAGCCCAUGCGUAG